GCAGCCGAAAUUGUAGCUGGCAUGAUUCGUGGUUCAAAAUAUUGGACAUUAGAAAUGCUUGAUGAACUCUGGAAGAAUCUCAUUCCGUUUCUCACAGAUGUUUGCAACAAUCUAAGUAGUGAUAAUUAUUCUUACUGGGCUUUCUGUUUCAAGUACAGCAUGGAAAAUCAAGAUCCUCGUCGAAUGCAUCGGCUAAUUGAUUUCCUUUGCUCAUUGAUUAAAAAUAAUCAAACAAUAGAAAGUGCAUCUAAUGAAAGAUUUCGAUGGCGUCUAGUGCAAGAAUUGAGAAAUUUUCAAUGGCGUAUUCCAUUAGUUUGGUGUGCUAUUAAUAAUUUUGCUAAAGAAUUGCUUGAUCAUCAGUUUGAAAUUGUACGAGAGAAUAUUGCCAAUAUAUUAUCAAUGUCACUAAGUUUCGACAUCAUAUUACCGAAUGGAAGAUCAACACGACAUCCUAAUAUCGAUCAAUUCAUCAAUACUAUAUGUGAACGACUACAUCAAGCCAUUGUAGCUUAUGAAAAGACACCAUUCGUUCCAGUGAAUGUAUCUAAUCAAGUUGUUGAGAUCGAUUUUGAAACUCGUAAAGCAUUAAAUUUAAUGGAAACAGUGAUUCAAUUACAUACAUACUUAUUCGAUUGGUGUCAACAACCUGUAAAAAUUGCAACGAUUCGUAUUUUUCCCUAUCUAUGUGAAAUUGAAAGUAUUGUGGCGAAACAUAAUUUCUCCGAAGAUAUAUUGACAAUCAGUCGAAUGCGUGUUGCUAUGACUUAUUUACAUGCAGAUUUGUUGAAAGCACUCAUUGAACAAGUGGAAAAGGUUUGCACAAGUACUAAAUGGCAGGCACGUCGAGCAGCUAUUGAGUUUGUUCAAAAUUUGAUCUUUUACAAUCUAUUCAAUGCUCGUCCAUAUGCUAAAUGCUUGAAUGAACUUUUACGUAGAUGCCUAUUCGAUGAAUACUUGGAAGUGCGAACAAUCGCAUCAAUGACUUUAUCAGGUUUCUAUCAAUGUGGCUACAUUGAAUUGACUCGUGAAGAUCUGAAAUACUUUAAUAUUAUGAGCAAGACUCAUUACUUUACGAAAAUCGAUGGCAAGAAAGUGACAUCAACUGAGAAUCUUGUCAAACGACAUGGUGGUGUUUUGGGUCUCUGUGCUAUUGUUCUUUCAAGUCCAUAUGAUAUUUCAAAAAAUGUACCAGAAGCAUUGAUACUUCUCUGUGAACAUUCACAGGAUCCUGAUCCAAUACAGAUGUCAAUAAAGAAAUGUUUGUCUGAAUUCCGUCACACACAUUACAAUUCAUGGCAUGAACAUCAGGAAAAGUUCACAACAGAUCAACUUGUGACUUUGGCCGAUGCAUUUAUUUCCCAUAAUUAUUAUGUUUAA
Molecule: messenger RNA, 1377 nt
Organism: Rotaria sordida
Lineage: Eukaryota; Metazoa; Rotifera; Eurotatoria; Philodinida; Philodinidae
Source: the annotation of a GenBank genome assembly